GUUACCGGGGCAGCCGGGAAGCCGAGGUUACAUUUUGGAAAAGUUAUUUUCUCCUAUCGCCCAAACAUGUAAUCUUAGCUAGUAUAAUUACCAGCUAGUUAAAUAAAAAACAAGUUUCUCCUUUUCGGAGCUAGUCAACAUAAUGCUCACUUAGUGAAUCGCACUCGCUGUUCAAAGGGAAAUGAGAGACUUUAGUGACUCAAUAUAGAACUUUUUCCUCAUCACGGUAUGUGCUGGCCGUGUUGCUUUUACUUGGGCCCAUCUGCCUUCCUUACAGAGGCCUGCAUGUGUCCCAGUCGGGCCCAUAGCUAGAGAGGCGCCAACCUCGGCAUGGGCACGGCCUCGUCCAUGGUGGGUCCGGGGGGGGAGGUGAUCGAGGACGCCUACGGUGGCGGGGGCGGCGAGGCCUGCGAGAUCCCCGUGGAGGUGAAGCCCAAGGCCCGUCUUGUGCGCAGUUCGUUCCGGCGCGGCCCGCGUGCCAUUGGCGCCAGCUUCAAGUCCACCGGUUCUGUCGACCUGGAGUACAGCGCGGAGCUGGACCGGCUGCGCAAGGACUACGAGAUCCUGCGCGUCAGCAAGAGUAAUGAGGUGGCUGCCCUGCAGAAGAAGGAGGCCAAGCUGGACGAGGAGAACAAGAGGCUGCGGGCGGAGCUUCAGGCUCUGCAGAAGACCUACCAGAAGAUUUUGCGUGAGAAGGAGGGUGCUCUUGAAGCGAAGUACCAGGCCAUGGAGAGAGCGGCGACCUUCGAGCACGACCGCGACAAGGUCAAGCGGCAGUUCAAGAUCUUCCGUGAGACCAAAGAGAAGGAGAUACAGGACCUUCUGAGGGCCAAGCGGGACCUGGAGGCCAAGCUGCAGCAGCUGCAGGCGCAGGGGAUCCAGGUGUACGACCCGGCCGAUUCGGAUGAGGAUGACAGCCCGAGCGGCGCUGCAGCUGCAGGAAAUCAGUGUGAGUACUGGAGUGGUGCCGCGCUGGGCAGUGAGCCCUCUAUGGGCAGCAUGAUGCAGCUGCAGCAGACUUUCCGGGGGCCUGAGUUUGCUCACAGCUUGAUCGACGUGGAGGGCCCGUUUGCCAACGUGAGCAGAGACGACUGGGACACAGCGGUGGCCUCCCUCCUGCAGGUGUCGCCACAUGUCUCCCAGGCGCUGUGGAGCAACACGGUGCGCUGCUACCUCAUGUACACCCCCGAGACGCAGGCUGAGGUUGAGGCCUUCGUCCAGGGCUACGUCCCCCGCCUGCAGAGGCUGUGCGAGGGCCUGGGUCACUUCUUUGUGAGCGUCAGCUUCCCCGCGGACGGCGCCGACGGAUAUACGGCAGAGCGGCGCCAGGAGAUCGAACGCAGCUCUGUGUGCGUGCUGCUUCUGAGGGCGUCUGUUACCAGCUCCAUGCUGGAGGACGUGGAGGAGGCCUUUGUGAAGAACCCCGAGGCCCGUCCUCUGCUUCUGUACCUGCGGACCAGUCAGGGCAUCCGCCUGUCUCCGGCUGCUAAGGACCUGGUGGAGAGGGUGACUGUAGCAGACAGAGCAGUCAAGGUCAAGGUUAUAGACCAUGCAGGGCACCCUGAGGAGGGAGCCUCGCUGAUCCACGGCAGCCUUGAGAGGGUCAUCAGACAGGAGCUGCUGGGCCAGGAAGUGGCUGACGAUGAGAGCUGCCUGACUGGGGCAGACGAGGGCUGCGGCGAGGAGGAUUACGGGGACGUGCUGUGGGAUCCGCAUGACGAGCAGGAGCAGGCAGAGGCCUUCCAGCGGGCUGCUGCCUCCGCCGCUUCACCCGGUUGCCAGAAGUACAUGGAGCGCCUGAAUGACAUGGUGGCGGCGCCCCCACCCAUCCCCCCCCUGCUUGUGUCCGGGGGGCCAGGCUCCGGGAAAUCCCUCCUGCUCUCCAAAUGGAUAGAGUUCCAGCAGAAGCACUCUCCCAACACGCUGAUCCUGUACCACUUCGUGGGCCGGCCGCUGUCCACGAGCGCAGAGCCGGUGCUGAUGGCAAAAAGGCUGACCAUCAAGCUCCUGCAGCACUUCUUCUGCUCCAUCUCGGGCCUGUCCAUGGACCCUUGCAAAGUCCUGGAGGAGUUCCCCCGCUGGCUGGAGAGACUGUCAGCACGUCACCACGGCAACAUCAUCGUCAUCAUCGACUCUGUCGACCAGAUCCAGCAUGCGGAGAAGCACAUGAAGUGGCUCAUCGACCCUCUGCCCGUGAAUGUGAGGGUGGUGGUCUCCGUUAAUGUGGAGACCUGCCCGCAGGCCUGGAGACUCUGGCCCACUCUUCACCUGGACCCCCUGAGCCCCAAGGAGGCGAGGUCGCUGAUUUCUGCUGAGUGCCAGGCAGCACAGGUCACACUCUCCUGGGAGCAGGAGAAGAAGCUGGACAGUCACUGCCGGUCGGCCUCCACCUGUAGCCCCCUCUACGUCACGCUCCUGGCUAAGAUACUCACCAGCGCCGGGAGGCCGGACCCCGUGCUGGAGCUGUGUCUCCAGAGUCCGGACACGCUGUCCCUGUACCGUCUGGGUUUGCGGACCCUCAUGGACACGCUGAGGACAGACCGGGAGAAACUCGUCAUGAAGGAGGUGGUGUGCCUGGUGUGCGUCAGCCACAACGGCGUGGCCGAGUCCGAGCUGCUGGAGAUGUUCCCCGACCUGACGUGGCCCUUGUUAACGUCGCUGCUGCGGCAGCUGCAGAACCUGCGCAUCAUCACCUUUGGCUGCGGCCUGCUCAAGUUCCAGCACCUGCAGGCGUGGGAGGCGGUGCGUCUGGAGUACAUGAGCACAGAGGGUAGGGCGUCGGGGUACAGGGAGAGACUGAUCCAGUACUUCAGCGGCCAGCUCAGUCAGGACCGGGUGACGUGGAGGGUGGCUGAUGAACUGCCAUGGCUGCUGCACCAGCAGGAGGACAAGGUCCAGCUCCGGCAGAGCCUGCUCAACCUGUUUGUCUCCCAGAACCUCUACAAGAGGGGCCACUUCUCGGAGCUGUUGGCCUAUUGGCUGUAUGUAGGCAGGGACAGGAGCUCCAUGGCCACCGAGUACUUCGAUUCUCUGAAGCACUACGAGAAAAACUGUGAGGGUGAGGGUAGCGCACCCCUGCUGGCCAACCUGUGUGAGACCCUGGGCCGCUUCCUGAAGGACCUGGGACUGCUCAGCCAGGCGGUGGCUCCCCUGCAGAGGUCACUAGAGAUCCGGGAGACGGCACUGGACCCGGACCACCCAAGCGUGGCGCGCUCAUUGCACCAGCUGGCUGGCGUGUAUGUGCAGUGGAGGAAGCUGGGGAAUGCCGAGCAGCUGUUCAAGCAGGCACUGGAGAUCGGCGAGAAUGCGUGCGGCGCCGAGCACCUCUGCGUGGCACGCGAGCUCGACUCCCUCGCCCUUCUCUACCAGAAGCAGAACAAGUAUGAGCAGGCCGAGAAGCUGAGGAAGCGUGCUCUGAAGAUACGGCAGAAGGCCGCACGUCACAAGGGAAGCAUGUAUGGUUUCUCCCUCCUACGGCGCCGUACCCUGCAGCUGGAGGAGCUGACACUGGGUAAGGACUCGGUGGACUGUGCCAAGACGCUGAACGAACUGGGGGUGCUCUACUACCUACAGAACAAUCUGGACACGGCCAUGGUGUUCCUAACGCGUUCCCUGGAGAUGCGCCGGCGCGUGCUGGGCCCCGAGCAUCCGGACUGCGCCCAGUCGCUCAACAACCUGGCGGCGCUGCACUGUGAACGGCGGGAAUACGAGCGUGCUGAGGAGCUGUAUGAGAGCGCAUUGGACAUCCGGAGGCGCGCCCUGGCCCCCAACCACCCCUCAUUGGCCUACACUGUCAAGCACCUGGCCAUGCUGUACAAGCGCAGGGGAAAGCCGGAGAAGGCGGUUCCGCUAUACGAGCUGGCCCUGGAGAUCCGGGAGAAGAGCUUCGGGCCCAAACACCCGAGUGUGGCCACGGCAUUGGUCAACCUGGCCGUUCUCUACUGCCAGUUGAAGAAGCAUGGGGAGGCGCUGCCGCUCUACGAACAGGCCCUGAAGAUCUACGAGGAUAGUCUGGGGCGCAUGCACCCCCGCGUGGGCGAGACGCUCAAGAACCUGGCUGUACUGAGCUACGAGGAGGGAGACUUCGAGAAGGCAGCCGAGCUGUACAAACGGGCCAUGGAGAUCAAGGAGGCGGAGCCUUCGCUGGUGGGCGGGAAAGCCCCCUCCCACCAGUCGUCUGCGGGCGACACCUUCAGCCUUCGCGGCCCCUCCCACCACCCUGGUGCCAGCCUUGGUAACAGGUGACCUUCCCUCAGAGCAUGACGAUUCUGCCUGGCCAGGAGCCCCACCUUGUUGUCCUGGUUAUGGUGGGCGGAGCUUUUGACUUUGCUGCCCUCUAGAGGUCCUCAUUACUCUGUCCUUAAAGGGCACCUUUGGUUCAAUAACAGCACCAGGAGCAUGCAAACUGCCAAAUGACUGAAACGUUGACCAAAAUGCUUCUUGGAGAGGCUAUACACCAAAGCACCCCUGUGCAGUGUACUGGAAAAUGAAGCAUUAGCUGCAAUGUCUUCCAAAACCCCAUCAGUAUUAAAAUACUUUGGCUAUCCCC
Molecule: messenger RNA, 4549 nt
Organism: Brienomyrus brachyistius
Lineage: Eukaryota; Metazoa; Chordata; Actinopteri; Osteoglossiformes; Mormyridae
Gene: nphp3
Product: nephronophthisis 3
Exons: 28
Coding region: 331-4245 (1304 amino acids)
Biological process (GO): determination of left/right symmetry; kidney development; convergent extension
Cellular component (GO): kinesin complex
Molecular function (GO): protein binding
Source: RefSeq, a predicted model, not a curated record